GGCACAUUACGGAUUGGUUCCGUUCGCUCGUGAGCUGUCGAAAUGCUGUUGCUAGUGACCAUCGAUGCGUAGGCCUACUGAAGCACCUUCGCACAAACCUUCAAGGAUCUGAACACACUGUCAUCGCUGACGAAACACUGACGACGAAGAGGCAUCAACAGUAAUAACUCCAAAAAAGUAACAACAAGCAGUUUUCCCAGUCUGCCAACAUAGAACCACGAAACGACGACACCGUGUGAAAGCGCAAGACGUGUAUCAACCCGACCUGACUCCAUCGUUUGCAGAACGCGUGGUGUUUGGCUAACUGCAUUUAUUGCACUAUCGGCAACUUUUCACGGCACGAAGGUGCACCAACCCAACCGUCCCUCCCUGCUUUGCAAUCAACAAGUGUUAGUACGGCGUGAUUUGUUUAACACGGAUCAAUAGUAAAGCCGGGUGAAUUGCAGAAGAAACAAACAAAAAUACAUUUGAGCUAACUGUACUGCUAAAACAAUCUUCGUAAGCCGCCAUGAAUAGAGAUUCUACCGCUGAUGGAGGUAGCAUUGCAAAGUUAAGAGGGCAAACGUGGAAGCUAUUUAUCGAACGCAGGGGACAUCGUGGUUUGUAUGACUCCGACGAGGAGGAUAGUUUAAUCGGCGAACUAACAGGAGAAAAGCAAAAACAUGCCAAACUCUACGAAAGCCUUCCCGGGCACACCCAACAACAGCAGAACAGCGCCAAGGUGGAACAUGGGACUGCCGGUUCGAUACACAAUCGCCCACGGGGUAGCGUCAUGCGGCUCGACAAAGCUGACAUGGGUCUGUACGGCAUCUGCCCGGAGACGGACCCGUUCUACGCAGUGAUCUGUGAUAUUUGUAAGAGCGUGGUGAAACCACAGGGAUUGCAAAAACACAUGCAAAAUAGACAUCAUUCCUACUUCAGCCACGCCGCUCAGCUGAACGCGAACGGAGGCAGCAGGUUUAGCAGCUCGGUGGUCGGUGGGAAAUCGGGAGCUGCUUUCAGCGACCAGCUGGGAGUGGUUAACAGCUUUACGUCGGGUUCCGCUUUGGAAAAGACUGAUUAUGCGAUCCGUUCCGGUAGCGAGGCUUCCUCCGGCAGCUCCUCCCGUACGGAUGGCAAAGGGCUUUCUAGUUCCUAUGGCCAGCAGGGAAGUGUGGAAGAUCCACCAACAUUAUCAUCAUCAUCAUUGUUAUCGUCAGGCGAUUCCCUGGUCACCGCUCCGCUGGUGAAGGUGCGCAGUUCCGGCGGUAGUAACAAGGUGAAAAGUAAAAACUCCAAAAGCUCAUCCCACCACAGUGGCGGGGGCAGUUCAUCGAAAUCAUCGUCCACCGGCGCCGCCACGGGUGGCAACUAUGCCGGUAACGGUACCGGUGGUUCCCUUUCCUCUACCUUCUCGAAGGCCACCAUAUCGAGUUCCGGUGCGAACGAUCAGGGGGUACCGUCGCUGGUGGAGUUCUCGGGCCGGGAAUUUCCUUCCGGUGCCAUUGGUAGCGGUGGCGUCCCCGUGGUACUCAUGAACAACUGUUCUGUGGUGCUGGAAAAGAAGACCAGUCUAGCGAUCGCAAACAGUGGUUCCUCCACUUCCACUGCCAAUCAUGAACCAUCAAAUGUACCGGUCGCGUCCAAAUCAUCGUCGAAACGAGGCUCAAAGCUAGCGUCAGCAUCCUCUUCGUCUAGUUCCUCACCAUCGUCCACUACUUCGUCCUCGUCAUCAUCAUCUUCAUCGUCUUCAUCCUCGUCCUCAUCGUCGAGUAGUAGCAGCAGCAGCACAAGCAGCACCAGUAGCAGCAGUAGCAGCUCGACCUCCACCGGUGGUGCAACCGGGCAAGCCACCAACAAGUCUUCCUCCGAUCGAAAAGGUGAGUCGCGCUCGCGAGACUUUGAUCCGGAUCGGCACUGCGGGGUGAUGACGACCGAUGGCAAACGGCACUGCACGCGUCCAAUCACCUGCAAAUCGCACUCGCUUACGCAACGCCGGGCAGUUCCGGGAAGGAGCAAACAUUUGGACAAACUACUUGCUGAACUUCGCGGGCAAGGUACGGUGGCGGGGACAACAACAACAACGUCGUCGUCGACGACCAGUGCUUCUCCCGCGGGAACGAAAGAUGACGGAACGGCUUUCCUUGAGGCGAUGGAAUCGAACAGUAACUCCUCUUCCGGAUUCGACGGUACAGUCGAACGGCGACCAGUGGCGGUCGCGGUAGGCACAGGGGAAAGCAUUCUACGCUCAUCCACACCGCAAGGCUCGGCGAUGGUCCCAGCGAGCGGUGAAGUUUCGGUACGGCAUCAUUCGCACCAUGGCACAGGUUCCGGUGGCAUAAAACAUGGCGUCAGUGGUGAAGGUAAGAAUGAUCGAUCGAAGCAGAAGACAUCCUCCCGGUCCCAUGGGGGCUCGAGUUCUACAAACCACCACCAAGGCAACAAAUCCACGCAUCACCGGUCACUGCACACUAUAACAAAGCAGGGCCAUGCUACAUCGGAUCAUACGGCCCAGUCUUCGGUCGUGCUUUCUCAACAGCAGAACCUAGUUUUGCAACCCCAAUCGGUGUCAGGCUCAAAUCCGGUGUCACAGUCGAUAACGAUGUUACCUACGAACAGCACAAAACCGAAUCAUACGGACAUACUUGGGCAGAACUUCAAUCAUGAAGCGGAUCUCGGCCAAACCGCUGUUCUUGCUGACCACCAGCACACUACGAUCCUGAUGGAUGCCGGCUCGAAUCUGUUGAAAUUAUCCGUGCCGGGCGAUGGAGAAUCAGCUUACGGUGGACAAAACCUUAUGCACGAUCAGCUUACCGUCACGCUGCCCUUAUCUGUGAUAUCUUCCAUGAACCUUGCGGGAACGAAUUUAGUCAACAUGGCGCAGGCGACUGGUGUUGGGGAGCCUCAAUCGGUCAAUGCAAAUACGAACAUGCUUCCACCCGGGGUCGAAGAGCAUGCUCAGCAAACCUUUAUUAGCACCGAUUUGAUCGAUCAAAUCCCCCUCGGUACUUCAAAUGGCACUGCCGAGCAUUUGCACAACGCGAAUGCGGCAUACCGUCUGGCGACUAGUGCUGACCAGGUGCCCUCAGGAUCCGCAGGGGACAGUCUAUCCGCCGAUCUGUUGCUACCUGCUUUCAAUGAACAGAUAAAUUACACACUACAAACGCUAGCACAAAACCUCGUCCAUUCGGAUGGAAGUACCGGUGGGGGAGUGGUAGUUUCCCAGCAGCAGCAGCAGCAACAACAACAACAACAACCGGGUUCCCAGACCACGGCCCAAACGGUGGUCGAUUUGGUCGACAGCAUUGACGAUAUUGUGCCGACGAUCAAUCUUCUACCGGCGACCGCAAACCCGCUCGUUCAGUUGCCGGGAGAUCUGGCCGAUUCAAUCAUCCUCACGCCUAACCAACUGUCCACCCUCUCGCAGUCCCUGGCGGCCGCGGUCGACCAACAGUUCAUUGACAACAUUUCGUCGGCGCUCGGUAAAUCGGUCGCAGAAAUGGGCUCCGAUCUGCUCACGGUCAACAGCCCGGUUGACAUCUCCAAACUGAAUCUGCUGAAAAAGAUCGAUGACGAGUACGUGCGAGAACGGCAACUUCAACAGCAGCCUCUUUCGUACUCAAUCGGAACGCCCGAUGAGCUGCGGGGCGUUAAGAUCUGGUACAAUUCCCUUCCCAAGCCGCUGCACGUGAACAACUUCCAACUGCGCCGGCUGGCCGGAGGGUAUGUGACGAACCGGAAAUUGCUAAACGUACGCCGGAAUCUUCUGCAAGAGUCAAGCCUGCUCGUCGGAAAGGCGCUUGGCUCGCCCACACCCGGCACGAGCAUUCUCGCACACUCGUCUCCACAUGGCAACAGCUCGCUAGGUGGUAGUGGUGGUGCUGGUGCUGGUGUCGGUCAGCGUUCCACAACAUCCGGCAUGAUUGGGGGUCGCACCGGAAACGACAUUUUAUUGGCCUCGCUAGCAUCGUCCUCUGGGUGUUCCUCUUCGACGUCCUCAUCGUCGAUUGGUGGUAAGGGUAAGGGCAACGAGGUGCAAGCCGCAGGCAUCAAUGGUAUCGGAGGUGGAAAUAUCCUUGGCAGCCCGACCGGUUCCGGAACGAACCGAAACACACCCGCAAACAAUCGGGGCCAAAGGCGCCUGAUUCUCGCACCCCCAUCUCCCAGCGAACGAACCGAGCGAACUUCAUGUUUGCUGAGCAAUGCCUACUUUAAGAAUCUUAUCUCGUCGAUGCAGCAACAACAGCAACAAACGCAGACAAAAGACUUGCAUCACACGACGAAGAUGGGGGCCUCCGGACAGCCGGAUGCCUUGGGCGGUGACCGGCCGCACUCGCUGAAGCGAGGGCCCUCUUCCACGCUGAUGACACUUUCGAACAAACGGCUGAAGAUUAUCAACAAUCUGCACAACUCGACGGCGCCACCGCCCGUUUUGCUGCAGGGAAGUGGUUGUCCCAAGCCCAAAGUAUUAUAAUUGUUAGUUACUUUGCUGCUGGCGCGAAAUGAGGAAAAAAGAGAAAGCCUGGAGGAUGAUUCUCGAGAUGGCACUGAUUGUUAAGAGGCUGCCAAAAAUAACGAAGUAAUUUACAUAAAGCUGCUCUUACUACUGGUAGAAGUACUACAACUUCUACUCCUUCUACUUCUACUACUGGACUGAAUACCUCCCCUAAAAACUCAUUAAACUGUACUCCAGUUCCGAACUGUAUAACGCUUACUAGAAUUCCCUUCCAUCCCCAACUGUUUCCAUUGUGUCCUUACCCGCUAGCACCAUCUUUGUUCCCCUCGCACUUAUUGAUGGUCUUGUUGUGCGUGUAAUAAUACUGUAUUAGUUUUAAUGCAAGCAACGGAAUGACAUCGCUGAACGUGAAUCUUUCAAUGCUUUACCUGAAAAUAAGAUUUUAUUUAAGCCUCACUUUGUUCAGAUUAUUUAUGAAACCUGUCUUUCUUUUUUAUAGUUGAGGUUUUUUUUGUGUCCCAUGUUAAUAGCAUUGAAAUGAAUUUUCGCAUUGCUCUUUUGCAGAAGGAAAAGUUUGUAAGGUUCUAUUUCUUACGGAGCUCGAAACCAUGUUCCGUGGACGAACGACGAACCACGUUUUCGUUAACAGCAUUUUCUGUUGUUAAUUGUACUUUUGACGUGUAACAGCAAACUCAAAAUGUGGCAAAAUAGUUUCCUUUUUUAAUGAUCGAUAAUGACACUACAGAUUUAAUAACGAUACUUUUUCCUCUUUCCAAAAGGUCUUUCCUAAACCUUUUAAUAACAAAAACCCCCUUUCUUCUGGUAUGAAGAAUCGAUUCAUAGGAGUGUGAUAGCUAGUUUGAUAGUUCCGUAACCAUUAUUAAGUAACAAUAGGCUACAAAAUAAGACGAUAUGAUUGUAAAGUUAAGGAGCAGUAACGAAAACCCGAAAUGGAGCCUACACAUAAUAGAUAAAAAUACAUCUUGGCUUUGUUCUUUUGGUUGUUGAGAGAAAAGUACCCUCCUAAGUUCUCUUUUCAGAAAGAUGUAUAAAUGGUUCUUCUAUAAAUUCUUCUCAUG
This is a messenger RNA of Anopheles coustani, 5514 nucleotides long. RefSeq names its product serine-rich adhesin for platelets-like. The transcript is spliced from 3 exons. The coding region runs from base 509 to 4453 and encodes 1314 amino acids. The record is from RefSeq and is a predicted model, not a curated record. NCBI's taxonomy places the organism in Eukaryota, Metazoa, Arthropoda, Insecta, Diptera, Culicidae.